This is a messenger RNA of Onychostruthus taczanowskii (white-rumped snowfinch), 4515 nucleotides long. It is a transcript of the gene SMARCC1, whose product is annotated as SWI/SNF related, matrix associated, actin dependent regulator of chromatin subfamily c member 1. Gene Ontology annotation, molecular function: nucleosomal DNA binding; histone binding. Gene Ontology annotation, biological process: positive regulation of DNA-templated transcription. Bases 260 to 2980 code for a protein of 906 amino acids. The record is from RefSeq and is a predicted model, not a curated record. Gene Ontology annotation, cellular component: SWI/SNF complex; nBAF complex; npBAF complex. The transcript is spliced from 27 exons. Lineage: Eukaryota; Metazoa; Chordata; Aves; Passeriformes; Passeridae.
GCCCGGCCCCGCGCUGGCCGCGGCGCGCCGCAAGGACGGCGGCCCGGCCGGCAAGUUCUGGGAGAGCCCCGACACCGUGUCCCAGCUCGACUCGGUCCGCGUGUGGCUGGGGAAGCACUACAAGAAGUACGUUCAGGCCGAUGCUCCUACCAAUAAAACCUUGGCUGGGCUGGUGGUGCAGCUGCUGCAGUUCCAGGAAGAUGCCUUUGGAAAACAUGUCACCAAUCCUGCCUUCACAAAGCUUCCUGCAAAGUGCUUCAUGGAUUUCAAAGCUGGAGGUACAUUGUGUCACAUUCUUGGUGCUGCUUACAAAUAUAAGAAUGAACAGGGCUGGAGGAGGUUUGACCUGCAGAAUCCCUCCCGGAUGGACCGGAACGUGGAGAUGUUCAUGAACAUUGAGAAAACACUGGUGCAGAACAACUGUCUGAGCAGACCAACCAUCUACCUCAUUCCUGACAUGGAGCUGAAGCUGGCCAACAAGCUGAAGGACAUUGUCAAGCGUCACCAGGGAACAGUCACUGAAGAGAAAUCCAAGGCUACCCACCACGUGUAUCCAAGUCCUACCUCAGUGGAUGAUGAUGAGUGGUUGAGACCUGUGAUGAAAAAGGACAAGCAGGUGCUGGUACAUUGGGGCUUUUUUCCAGACAGCUACGACACCUGGGUCCAUGCCAGCGAAAUCGAGGCGGAAAUUGAGGACGCGCCGAUCCCCGAGAAGCCGUGGAAGGUUCAUGCCAAGUGGAUUCUGGACACGGAUGUGUUCAAUGAGUGGAUGAAUGAGGAGGAUUAUGAGGUGGAUGAGAACAGGAAAUCCGUGAGCUUUCGCCAGAGGAUCUCCAUGAAGAAUGAGGAGCCCGUGAGGAGCCCCGAGAGGAGGGACAGGAAAGCAGCAGCCAGCACCAGGAAGAGGAAACACUCCCCUUCUCCACCCCCCACUCCUGUGGAGUCCAGGAAAAAGACAGGGAAGAAAGGGCAAGCAGCUCUCUAUGGCAAAAGGAGGGGGCAGAAGGAGGAGGAUGAGCAGGAGGAUCUCACCAAGGACAUGGAGGAUCCCACCCCAGUACCCAACAUAGAAGAAGUGGUACUUCCCAAAAAUGUGAACCCAAAGAAGGACAGUGAGAACACGCCCGUGAAAGGAGGAACCGUGGCAGACCUGGAUGAGCAGGAUGAGGAGACAGUGGCCACUGGAGGAAAGGAGGACGAGGACCCCAACAAGGGCGACCAGAGCCGCUCGCUGGACGCGGGGGAGGACAAUGUCACCGAGCAGACCAACCACAUCAUCAUCCCCAGCUACGCCUCCUGGUUCGACUACAACUGCAUCCACGUGAUUGAACGUCGUGCGCUUCCAGAAUUCUUCAAUGGGAAAAACAAGUCCAAGACUCCAGAAAUAUACCUGGCCUACAGGAACUUCAUGAUCGACACGUACCGGCUGAACCCGCAGGAGUACCUGACCAGCACAGCCUGCAGGAGGAACCUCACCGGGGACGUCUGCGCUGUCAUGAGGGUCCACGCCUUCCUGGAGCAGUGGGGGCUCAUCAACUACCAGGUGGAUCCCGAGAGCCGCCCCAUGGCCAUGGGGCCCCCCCCGACCCCCCACUUCAACGUGCUGGCCGACACCCCCUCGGGGCUGAUGCCGCUGCACAUCCGCACCCCGCAGGUUCCAGCUGCCCAGCAGAUGCUGAGCUUCCCUGAGAAAAACAAGGAGAAGCCAACUGACCUGCAGAACUUUGGCCUUCGCACAGACAUCUACUCCAAAAAGACUCUGGCUAAGAGUAAAGGUGCAAGUGCUGGCAGAGAAUGGACAGAGCAGGAGACACUGCUGCUGUUAGAGCCCCAGGACGUCUCACGUUGUGUGUCAUGUCCCACAGAGGAGUUCUCCCGGGUCAGAGAGGAGGUGCCCCUGGAGCUGGUGGAGGCCCACGUGAAGAAGGUGCAGGAAGCAGCUCGAGCCUCUGGGAAGGUGGAUCCCACCUACGGCCUGGAGAGCAGCUGCAUCGCGGGCACCGGCCCCGAGGAGCCCGACAAGAUGGAUGGAGCUGAGGAGGAGAAGAUGGAAACGGAGGCAGAGGGGCAGCCAGCAGAGAAGGUGGAGAGCAAGGCUGAGAGCGAGCCUGAGGAGGGGGAGAAGGUCCCGGAGGGGGAGAGCGAGCGCAGCGCCGACAAGGAGCCCGAGAGCGACGACAAGGAGCCCAAGACAGAGGAAAAGGAGGCAGAGGAGAACAAGGAGAACGUUGAUGGCAGCAAGGACAAAGAGGCCGAGGCUGGGAAGAAGAAAGUGGAGCACGAGAUCUCGGAAGGAAACGUGGCCACAGCUGCAGCUGCUGCCUUGGCCUCUGCUGCCACCAAAGCCAAGCACCUGGCAGCUGUGGAGGAGAGGAAGAUCAAGUCCCUGGUGGCCCUUCUGGUGGAGACUCAGAUGAAGAAGCUGGAGAUAAAGCUUCGCCACUUUGAGGAGCUGGAAACCAUCAUGGACCGGGAGAAAGAGGCACUGGAGCAGCAGAGGCAGCAGCUGCUGACAGAGAGGCAGAACUUCCACAUGGAGCAGCUCAAGUACGCCGAGUUAAGGGCUCGCCAGCAAAUGGAGCAGCAGCACAGCCAGACCCCCCAGCAGCCCCACCAGCACCCCAGCGGGCCUGGCAUCAACCCCCUGGGGGCACCAGCACACCCAGGGCUGCUGCCCCACCAGCAGCCCCCACCCUACCCCAUGAUGCACCACCAGAUGCCACCUCCUCACCCACCUCAGCCAGGUCAGCUGCCGGGGCCGGGCUCCAUGCUGCCGGGCCGGAUGAUGCCUGCGGGCAUGCACGGGGGGAGCGGGCCGGCCCCGCCCGGGAUGGCCCCGCUGCCCGGGAACCUGCUGGGACCGCGUGUGCCGCUGGCAGCCCCCAACGGAAUGUACCCCGGCCCGGCGCAGCCUCCGCCACCUGCAGAAGGAGUGACUCCCCCCCCGGCCGGAGCCCCGCCGGCCUCAGCCGCUCCCUAAGCAGCCAAGCACGGAGGAAGGAGCUUCCACAGCAGCACAGUGGUGACCAAAAGAGAGUUCCUCAGUUCCCUUCUGUUCCCCGGGGAGGUGUCCCCUCCUCUCCGGCCGCGGGCGCGUGCUCGGCGCGGCGGCGUUCCCUGGGGAGAGCUGCAGGUAGGGAUGCCAGGAGUGCCUCCGUGUUGCUGCUGGGAAGUCCUUCACCCCUUGGCCUGCUUGCCUUGCAGAGCUCCACGCUGGUUUCCUUCCCCUUGGUGCUUUGAGCUUGGGCUUCUCCCGAAGGGUGAAACCAUCCAGGUUUUAGGGCAAGAGCUGAGCUUUAGGAUGAGCCCAUCCCGGGGUGGUUGGGUGUUCCAGGGUCUCUGGGCAGAGCGAAGCACCAAGAGGAGAGGCCAAACCAGGGCUUGGAGCAGGGCGUGCUGGAGCAGGGGCACAGCCCAGCAGCCCUGCCUGCAGGGAUUCCUGGUGGCUGCAGCCAGAGCUGCCUCUAACUUAUUACAGGAAAUAUUGAUCCAUGGGAAUGAGACCAGGAGUGAAUCAAUCAGAAUAAAACCACUCAAUGGUAGGAGUUCUCUUGCUCCGGAUUUUACCUUUCCUUUGCCUCUGGAGGUGGUAGUUGGACCUUCCCUGAGUAGUUCGGUGCAGUAGCCAACUGAGGAAUAACCCCCAUUUUUAGUCCCUCUUUUUGGAGCAUAUACUUUGUACUUUUUAAAAUGAAGAAAACAAACAAAAAAGAAAAAAAAAAAAAAAAAGUAGGUAGCGAAGAAGUGCUAGAAUUUGGGAUUGGGUUGGGAUGGCUGGGAUGGGAAUGCCAGAACUACCUCUGGACGGCCGGGACAGCUCCUGUCCCCCCACUGCAGCUGGAGGGCUGGGGAAGGGAGCAGCUGCAGCAGGCAGGCUGGGAGCACUCCAGAGCUGCUGCUGCACACCUCCAGGCUGCCAAAACUUGGGCAAAAGUCCUGCAAAAAUUCCUUUUCUGCCCGUGGUUCGGGUUCUCUGCCCUCCUCCUGGCCCAGGAGCGUUUGGGGUUGCCCUGCCGAAGGUCUGGGUGCUGCUCCUUGGUUUCAGGGGUGGCUUUUGUCCAGGUGGCAGUUGAGGUUGGGCUGGAGAGAGGCUCCCAAAAACUCUGGAACCUCCAGAAGCGCUUCCAGCAUUUACAAACUGAGGCUUUGCCAGGUCUUCCAGCAGGACUCCACGGCGCAGAGCGGCCGGGGCCUUCCCUUCCCCCUUCCCAAGGCUUCCUUCCCCUCCAGGGUCUUUGGGGUGAGCGUGGGAUUUCUGGUGCAGCCCUUAGUCCAGUUUAGAGUAACCUCAGGUUGUUUUUAGCGUGAGCAGUUCCCAGGAUCCAGGUGGAGACUAUUUUUUACUGUCCUAGUGCUGAUCCUGCCGAGGACCUGGGUCCUGGACUCUGUUUUGUUUCUGUAUAAAUAAUCCCUGUGCCCAUUUUUCACCUGAUCUCUGUAUAGGGCCGGUUUGAUUCCUGCAGCAGCCACCCAAUUUUGUGAAAUAAAAGCAAAAAAAAGCGGUUUUUGUACAAA